Panicum virgatum (switchgrass) is the source of this 681-nucleotide messenger RNA. RefSeq lists its product as uncharacterized. Bases 93 to 656 code for a protein of 187 amino acids. The transcript has 4 exons. Lineage: Eukaryota; Viridiplantae; Streptophyta; Magnoliopsida; Poales; Poaceae. The record is from RefSeq and is a predicted model, not a curated record.
UUGGCCUACAAUUUCAGGUGAACAUGUGGAUACAACUGAUGGAGCGACCUUAGAGUCUAUUAACUCAACAACAGUCAGGUCGAGUAACUAGGAUGAACACUAGAAAUGCUGAUCGAGAAGAUCAGUUUGACUCUGGUUUGUGGGAACCAGAUGACCCGAUGCAUGGAGUUGAAGAAAAUGAUUUAGAUCAACUGAACCUAGAGGAUUAUGGGCCUUCUGAUAUAGAAGACGAUGAGGCACGCGUAUUUCAUCAUCAGGAUUUUCAGUACAAGUAUGUUGUGGAUCCUAAUAUUGGAUAUAAAGGGUCGGAUUCAUAUGAUGCAGUGUACAAGGAUCUUUCGAAGAAACACCAUGUUCUAAAAAAGGCAAAAAAAACUAUGAAUUAUGCCAUGCAAAGAGGUUCCCAGGUGAAGGGCCUCCCUUCUAUUGUUGCAGGAAAGGGAAGGUUAAUAUAUAUAUUUCAAAGAUACCGGCUGAGCUACGCCGCUUGUUCUCCAGUCAGACUGAUAGGGAUGCAAAAUAUUUUCGAAAGCACAUUCGGUAUUUUAACAGUCACUUCUCGUUCACAAGCUUUGGAGUGUUCAUUGAUCAUAAUCUCAUAUCUGCAAGAGGUACUGGUGUCUAUUGUUUUAAAGCACAGGUCAGAUAUACCAUAGGUUGGAUCAGCUUGUUCCUGGUGGG